Molecule: messenger RNA, 1652 nt
Organism: Acomys russatus (golden spiny mouse)
Lineage: Eukaryota; Metazoa; Chordata; Mammalia; Rodentia; Muridae
Gene: Syap1
Product: synapse associated protein 1
Exons: 9
Coding region: 191-1282 (363 amino acids)
Cellular component (GO): cytoplasm; synapse
Source: RefSeq, a predicted model, not a curated record
GACGCAUGCGCGGCCAGCUGAGGCGCCAUCAUAAAGGGUGGGCCAAAGGCCGACUGGCGUCUGAGGUGUCGCUCCGGUUUCCGCCGAGUCUCUCUCGAAGACCCGCGGAGUUAGGUCGUUCUACGGGUAGAGGCGGCAGACUAUUAGGUGAGGGGACCGCGGCGGCGGCGGCGGCGACCCCGCCAGCGGGAUGUUCCGAGGGCUGAGCAGCUGGUUAGGUUUGAAACAGCCCGAGGGGGCGGCGGCAGAGGAGGAGCCGCCCCGCGACGAAGGCGAAGAGCUGUUGGCGGGAGCCGCGCCUCCUGAGGAGAGCUCUGGGGCCCCAGCGGAGCCCACCCCGGGCGAGCAGCAAGCGCCGCAGGAGGACCCAGAACCCCACCAGGCCAGAGGCCUCAGCAGUUAUUUGUUUAGCUUUGCGAGUGCUGCCACAAAGAAGAUAACUGAGUCUGUUGCUGAAACAGCUCAGACAAUAAAGAAAUCUGUGGAAGAAGGAAAAAUAGAAGACAUCAUUGAUAAGACCAUUAUUGGGGAUUUUCAAAAAGAACAGAAAAAAUUUGUUGAGGAACAGCAUACAAAAAAGUCGGAAGCAGCUGUGCCUCCAUGGGUUGAUAGUCAUGACGAAGAUACAAUUCAGCAGCAGAUUUUGGCACUAUCAGCUGACAAGAGGAAUUUCCUUCGUGACCCACCAGCUGGUGUGCAAUUUAACUUUGACUUCGAUCAGAUGCACCCUGUUGCUCUGGUCAUGCUCCAGGAAGAUGAGCUACUAAGCAAGAUGAGAUUCGCCCUCGUUCCUAAACUUGUGAAGGAAGAAGUAUUUUGGAGGAAUUACUUCUAUCGCAUCUCCCUGAUUAAGCAGUCAGCCCAACUCACUGCUCUGGCCGCCCAGCAACAGGCCUCUGGAAAGGAAGAGAAAAGCUGCAGCAAAGAGGAUGAUUUGCCUCUGACAGAGGCAGUACGGCCCAAAACACCACCUGUCGUAAUCAAUGCUCAGCUUAAAACUCAAGAGGAUGAGGAAGAAAUCUCUACCAGCCCGGGAGUUUCUGAGUUUGUCAGUGAUGCCUUCGAUGCCUGCAACUUAAAUCAGGAGGAUUUAAGAAAAGAAAUGGAGCAGCUUGUGCUUGAUAAGAAGCAAGAAGAAACAGCUGCACUAGAAGAAGAUUCUGCCGAUUGGGAAAAGGAGCUACAACAGGAGCUUCAGGAAUAUGAAGUGGUAGCAGAGUCCGAGAAGCGAGAUGAGAACUGGGAUAAAGAAAUUGAAAAGAUGCUCCAGGAGGAUAAUUAGCUGUCUCCCAAAACGAUUUCUUAACAUUGUGCUGACAUUAAAUUCUGAUGCUCACUGAUUCAGAAGGCACAAAAGUAUGUAACUUUAUGCAAUUUGAAAUUAUUCUUUUCAAGCUAAAACUUGCUUCUUAAAAAGAAAGUAUACAGCCAGAGAAACCCUGGUUCAAAAAAAAUAGAAAGUAAGUAGAACAGCUAUUGUAAUAAUAAAAAAUAACAGGAUAUUGUAUGUAAUGUUUCAUAUAAGUCAAGUUAGUAAUGCACUUAUAGGCAGCAGAGCUAUCUAUGCCACAGAAACACAAGUAAAAUACUAGAGUUUGUUUUCCACAAGGCUGGCAACAUAUAAUUUAUUCUUUAGUCAUGGUUUUCUAAGC